Phascolarctos cinereus (koala) is the source of this 5753-nucleotide messenger RNA. RefSeq names its product exostosin like glycosyltransferase 3 (gene EXTL3). Gene Ontology annotation, molecular function: glycosyltransferase activity. Gene Ontology annotation, cellular component: membrane. NCBI's taxonomy places the organism in Eukaryota, Metazoa, Chordata, Mammalia, Diprotodontia, Phascolarctidae. The record is from RefSeq and is a predicted model, not a curated record.
GGGAGGCGGCGAGAGCCGGCUUUUGGGAACCCGAGCCGUACGCAGGCGGCAGCGGCUCUGGCCUGGGCUGGGGAACCGACGGAGCCCCGAGCUCCGGGCGGCGGGAACGGGAGUUCCCCGGAGCAAGGGGCUACGGGCCAAUGGCCCCGGCUGGAGGCCCCGAAUCCUCCUUCGGUCCGCGGUGACGAACUUCGGGGCGCCGAAGGUGACUAUGUUCUAGAGCUUAGUGCUCCAAGAGAUUGUGGUGCCAAGUGUGAUUCUGCCUAAGUCUGAGGAGAAGAUCCAGAAGUUGAUGGUACAUUCUUCAGGUGCAUUAACUCUAUUUGGCAGUGGUGAAAACAGAGGCACAGAAAAGAAAACUGAGAAAGAAUAUGAGAUGUCCAAGUUCUUUUGGUGAUUCGCUGAAGUAGUAUGGUCUACUGGAAAGACACUGGUUUGGCAGUUAGAUGACGAAUUUUUCCAGAUUCUUGUCCCGGGCCUGAGCACCUCCUAGCAGCAGCAGUGACAAGACGGAAGCAGGGCUUUGUUCAUGGUCCAUCCAACUGUGGAUGCUAACUAUGCAUAUUCUUCAGUCAGCAGCAUCAAGAGGCAGGAGCUAUGACAGCUGAGCAAGGCUGCCUGAUUCCAGGGUGCUUUCCCUGGGUGUCAUCGGCGGACACCGUGCUUUCCCCACAGCAGCAACGUGACAUCUCUGCUGGUUUGACAGAGAUUGAGGGCAUGUUCCUUGAUCGACAGCCACAGCUUAAAGCCUGCAGGAGGAGAGUCAGAGACCAUUUCCAUUACAGCUGAGGAAAAUGAAAUUUCCAUUUUAUUUGGUGCCUUGUAGAGACAAUGCACUAACCCUUAGGGAAAGGAGUGAGGAAGAGGUUGAAUUAUUUAGUGGAAACUUAUGUGGUUAUGGAUACUGACCCAACGUGAUCAGAGGGGGCAAGUGUCACGCAGAGACUUAUGACAGGCUAUACCAUGUUGCGGAAUGGGGGAGUGGGGAAUGGAGGCCAAACCUGGAUGCUGCGAUGGUCCAAUCGCAUCCGGCUUACCUGGCUCAGCUUUACACUCUUCAUCAUUUUGGUUUUCUUCCCCCUCAUUGCCCACUACUACCUUACCACCUUGGACGAGGCGGACGAGGCAGGCAAACGCAUCUUUGGGCCACGAGCUGGCAAUGAGUUGUGCGAGGUGAAGCAUGUGUUAGACCUUUGCCGCAUCCGUGAGUCAGUCAGCGAAGAACUCCUGCAGCUUGAAGCCAAACGGCAGGAGCUGAACAGUGAAAUUGCCAAGCUCAACCUGAAGAUCGAAGCCUGUAAAAAGAGUAUCGAGAAUGCCAAACAGGACCUGCUGCAGCUCAAGAAUGUCAUCAGCCAGACUGAACAUUCCUACAAAGAGCUGAUGGCCCAAAAUCAGCCCAAACUGUCCCUGCCUAUCCGACUGUUACCAGAAAAAGAUGACGUUGGCCUGCCUCCCCCUAAACUUCUCCGUAGUUGCAGGCUGCACAAUUGCUUUGACUACUCUCGCUGCCCACUCACUUCUGGCUUCCCAGUCUAUGUCUAUGAUAGUGACCAGUUGGCCUUUGGCAGCUAUCUGGACCCCCUGGUCAAGCAGGCUUUUCAGGCCACAACACGAACCAACGUCUACGUCACCGAGAAUGCUGACAUUGCCUGCCUUUAUGUGAUUCUGGUGGGAGAAAUGCAGGAGCCGUUGGGUCUACGGCCUGCUGAGCUGGAACAACAGUUGUACUCUCUGCCCCACUGGCGGACAGAUGGACACAACCACCUGCUCAUCAACCUGUCGUGGAAGUCGAAUACGCAGAAUUUACUGUAUAACGUCAGUACGGGUCGAGCGAUGGUGGCCCAGUCCACCUUUUAUGCUGCUCAGUACCGGCCCGGCUUUGAUAUAGUCAUAUCGCCACUAGUCCAUGCCAUGUCGGAGCCCAACUUCCUGGAGAUCCCUCCACAGGUGCCAGUCAAGCGGAAGUAUCUCUUCAGCUUCCAAGGGGAGAAAAUUGAGUCACUGCGGUCCAGCCUCCAGGAGGCCCGUUCCUUUGAAGAGGAGAUGGAAGGUGACCCUCCCGCCGACUAUGAUGACCGAAUCAUUGCCACCCUGAAAGCAGUCCAGGACAGCAAGCUUGACCAGGUGCUGGUGGAGUUUACUUGCAAGAACCAGCCUAAACCUAGCCUGCCCACCGAGUGGGCACUAUGUGGGGAGAGGGAGGACCGCUUAGAACUACUGAAGCUUUCCACCUUUGCCCUGAUUAUCACACCAGGGGAUCCCCACUUGGUGAUCUCUGCUGGAUGUGCCACGAGGCUCUUUGAGGCACUCGAAGUUGGAGCGAUUCCAGUGGUGCUGGGGGAGCAGGUGCAGCUUCCCUACCAGGAUGUGCUACGGUGGAAUGAGGCUGCUCUGGUGGUGCCCAAGCCACGGGUCACUGAGGUCCACUUCCUGCUGCGGAGCCUCUCAGACAGCGAUCUGCUGGCCAUGAGGCGCCAAGGUCGCUUCCUUUGGGAAACCUACUUCUCUACAGCUGACAGUAUCUUCAACACAGUUCUGGCUGUGGUUAGGACUCGUAUCCAGAUCCCAGCUGCUCCCAUCCGGGAAGAGGCAGCAGUUGAGAUUCCCCAUCGCUCAGGCAAAGCGGCAGGUACUGACCCCAACAUGGCAGAUAAUGGGGAUCUGGACCUGGGGCCAGUGGAAACAGAACCACCCUAUGCCUCUCCUAAAUACCUCCGCAACUUUACCUUGACUGCCACUGAUCUUUAUCGCAACUGGAACUCAGCCCCAGGGCCUUUCCACCUUUUCCCACACACACCUUUUGACCCUGUUCUGCCUUCAGAGGCCAAAUUUCUUGGCUCUGGCACUGGAUUCAGGCCCAUUGGUGGAGGAGCUGGUGGUUCUGGCAAGGAGUUCCAGGCAGCACUUGGAGGCAAUGUUCCAAGAGAGCAGUUCACGGUGGUGAUGUUGACUUAUGAACGAGAGGAGGUGCUCAUGAACUCCUUAGAGAGACUGAAUGGUCUCCCUUACCUGAAUAAGGUGGUGGUGGUAUGGAACUCCCCAAAGCUUCCUUCAGAAGACCUUCUGUGGCCUGACAUUGGCGUCCCCAUUAUGGUGGUCCGCACUGAGAAGAACAGCUUGAACAAUCGCUUCUUACCCUGGAAUGAAAUUGAGACUGAGGCCAUCCUGUCCAUUGAUGAUGAUGCUCACCUCCGCCACGAUGAGAUCAUGUUUGGCUUUCGGGUGUGGAGAGAAGCUCGAGAUCGAAUUGUGGGUUUCCCUGGGCGAUACCAUGCUUGGGACAUCCCACAUCAGUCCUGGCUCUAUAACUCCAACUAUUCCUGUGAGCUAUCCAUGGUGCUGACAGGUGCUGCCUUCUUUCACAAGUAUUAUGCCUACCUGUACUCCUACGUGAUGCCUCAGGCCAUCCGGGACAUGGUGGAUGAGUACAUCAACUGUGAGGAUAUUGCCAUGAACUUCCUUGUCUCUCACAUCACCCGGAAACCCCCCAUUAAGGUGACUUCCCGAUGGACAUUCCGAUGCCCAGGGUGCCCCCAGGCAUUGUCCCAUGAUGACUCACAUUUCCACGAGCGGCACAAGUGUAUCAACUUCUUUGUCAAGGUGUAUGGCUACAUGCCCCUGCUGUACACACAGUUUAGGGUGGACUCCGUGCUCUUCAAGACCCGCCUACCCCAUGACAAGACCAAGUGUUUCAAGUUCAUUUAGAGGCACUUCGGGAUGUGGUGAUGAGAUCAUGUGGAGGAAGGGAGAUGGCACCUGCGGGCCGGAGGGUUAGGAAGCCUUGUGGACAUCCACCAGCUGGGUGGUCCAGGCUGGCCACUGCUGAGGAAGGGGGCCAGCAAGAGUGGAAGGGAACAUCUGCCUUCAGUCUUGAUGCCAGCCCUGCCCAGGCACAGCAAAUACUGGGCUGCUCCCUGCUAGAGCAUUGGUCUAGAGAUGCCAGGGUUCCACCAACAGGAUAUUCAGUAGCUUACACUAAGGACCAUGGGGACUCGGGAUAGUCACUGAGUACAUUAGCCCAGGAUGACUGGUUUGUGGUUUUUAUAACAAUGAUAAUAAUAAUGAUGAUAACUGUUAUUAUUAUUUAAAAAGAAAGUGUUUCAGGUUUGCCUCCAAAGGCUUUUAUAUACAUAUAUAUAUAUACACAUACAUAUAUAUGUAUGUUUGCACACAGAAACAGAGACAGACAGACAGACACACACAUAUAUAUAUAUAGAUCUGUCUUCGGGGACUGAAUUUUUUGCCUGUCUCACUGCGUGAGAAGUUGCAGGCUUCAGAGACCUCCUCUUCUUCACUUGGAUGGAGUUGGUUCCCAACCUCACAACUCUCCCCCCACCUCAGGCAUCCUCCCUCAUUUCCUAGGGAUGUCUGUGUUGAAACAAGUUAGGGAAUGGGGUUUUCCUCAUCACAGCCCAUGCCCGGGCCCAUCCCCAGCGUCCCCUUCUCCUCCCUUUCUGCCUUCUAAGCCAAGACUGAACAGGGGGGAGCAGUAGCCUGCAGCCCGAUUGAGCUGCCCUCCCAAACAUCUCUCUCCUGCCUCAGCGUCUUGAACCUCUUAUCAUUUGCCUGUUGUCCGUUGCCUUCAGAAUCACCUGCAGUCUUGUAUUUUUGGAUGAGAGAAAGGGAAAGCUGGUCGUUUCAGCUGCCAGGUGCAUUUGGAGGGGUUUUAGGAUGGCUCAAUUAGCCUGAGUAGCAGGCCUCCUUUCAAUACCCCGGCUGGCCGGGGCGUCCCACAGUGAGAAGUACAACUAAUAACCCUGGUAAAAUUGGUCUUCCUUUCCUUGAACAAAUUGUUGAUUAUCUGGCCUUAGGGCACUUAAUAAUUUGCAUUCUAUAGACUCUGAAGGAGACCAAGCUGGUUCCAGGGCCCAUGAAACUUGGAAGGAACUCUAAGAAGGAAUAGGGAACAUUCUGGAUCAGUUUGAGAUCCCAAGGGCUGCCUUAUAAACUGACCUGACCUCCCUUCUCUCUUCCUCAGGUUUUCCAAAGUAGUGAUGUAGACCCAUAUUACUACCACCAGCCCUCAAGUCCAGACCUGGGCUAAGCCUGAAAUAAACCAGUCUGAGUGGGUUGGGAGCUGGGCACAAUUUCUUAGGGACUCAACUUAUUCUAUCUAACGCUAUAUCCAUAUCUAAGCCACGUGGCCCAUGGCAGCUGAACAGGAAGCUUGAAUUUGGCUUAACCCUCCAGUCGUGCACAUGCCUUAAACUAGUUCCCCAACCCCUGUCCCUUGUUUCCACUGAGUCCCUUCACCCCUGUCUAUCUGUACUUGCUGUGACCUCCUGAAGUGUCUUCCUGAAACUGGGGCGCUUUCUUGCUCUAUCUAUUUCUCUUUCUUUUUCUCUCCAUCUGCAGCCUCCCCCACACAGGCUUGAGCUACCUUAGUUUCAGGCGGCCCUUUUCAGAGGCAGCUGGGGACUAGUGCCUAUCACCCCGACAGGGAUGCUUCUACGAUUUCAGUGCUUCCCUCCAAAGGUUCACCCCAGCACCUCUUGUCUUGCCUUUUCUAUCUCAACAAAAUCACAUACAGACUUUGGGAGCGUAUCUCGGCAGCCCAGCCAGGAGUGACGUCAGCUGCAUAAUCAUUGUUCCGAACUCCCCAGUUGCUCUUCCCCUGAUUUCUUACUUUAAUCUUUGUAGCUAUGGCCUUCCUUCCUUGGGAAUGCCGGAGAGUGUGGCAUUUUGAGUUGUGUGAUAUGUGGCUGCUACUUAUUUUUUUACACGUGAGAGGCUUGUGCGUUGGUUUAUAA